AUAAAGUUGUGCUUGGGGCGCCUAUGGGUCGAACUCGAAGACGACCGUGUGCGUUUUGAGAACGUAUCAUACCUCUACUCAUAUAACGGAGACAGCUGCGGGCAGACGAUAUACUCAUACGUGGAGACUGAUGACGGCGCUAGGACCUUGAUCAUAGAACACCCGGCAAACCGACCUAUAGCGAUACGCAUGGGACUGCCUUGAAAUGGGAGCCUCGGCGGCGGGGGCCGUCCACGUAGCAACCGCGCUUGCAGUUCUUUUUAUUUACAUCUGUGCAAAAGUUGCAUGCUGCCGUCAGAGCCAACCAUGCUGGAAGAUCGGUUGCACCGGAGCUGGAGUUGGAAUCAGUAAGCGCCUACAACAAUGGGCAAAAAGUUGCGGCCAUGCUCCCGAGCUGAUGGUCAAUGGAGAGUCAAGAGGCACAGAUUUUGCAAGAACCUCAUUCACACCGAGCUGAAGGCCCAAGGUAAAUGGUUGGGAAAAAUCAGCUGUGGUUGCAGAACAUCAAAAAAACACUGUGAGUGGUUCUCUGGGACCCUACAAGACAUGCUGGAAGCCAUUUCGUUCUGGGUGCAAUAUGUGAACCGACA
Molecule: messenger RNA, 590 nt
Organism: Fimicolochytrium jonesii
Lineage: Eukaryota; Fungi; Chytridiomycota; Chytridiomycetes; Spizellomycetales; Powellomycetaceae
Exons: 2
Coding region: 206-457 (83 amino acids)
Source: RefSeq, a predicted model, not a curated record